AAAAGUUAAAAACUGCGCAAGUACAAUUCUGUGUCAUGUACUUUUAGUCUUAUAUCAAAAAAACUAAUAAAGCUGAUAAAUUUUAUUAAUAUCUAGUGUAAAAUAUGUAUCACAGAAGAAAACAUAUACUGACUUAUAACUGUACAUUAUCAUGAUGGACACAACGUUUACGGAUUUGUUGGAAAAAUUGACUCAAAGUAAAGAUACAAAUGGAAUUGUAACAGUACAGAAAAAUACAUUGCUUCGAUAUGAAGAAACAAAUGAAAUGUUACGGCAGUUUCUCGAACUGUCUAAUGUAACACACAAAAUGCUGUUAGAAAGUUACACUAAUCAUUCAAAAACGUUAUGCUCGUUGAAGAAGGAUUUAGAAGUGACAUUUAAACGCAUCAGAGAACUUAAAACCAAUCUAAAGCUGAAGUACCCUGAUGCUUUCGAAGCAACCGCAGAUGCCAUUAAAGAGUUGAAAACACGCUACGAACAUGAGGAUGAAGAACGAUUCUCAAAAGCACGUGAAGACGAACAAACAAAAACGAUAUUCAGUGAAAACCAACCUGAAAAGUCUCUUUCACAAGAAAAAACACACGAAAAAGUAGAGAAUGAACAAGAGGACUUAAUAUCUAAGGAAACAGCGAGAACAGAGGAAAUAUUACAAUGCAAUGACUCUGACGAAUCUAAGUCUGCGGAAACAGCCGAAACAAAGGAAAUAUUACAAUGCGAUGACUCUGACGAAUCUAAGUCUGCAAAAACAGCCGAAACAAAGGAAAUAUUACAAUGCAAUGACUCUGACGAAUCUAAGUCUGCGAAAACAGCCAGGACAAAGGGAAUAUUACAGGGCAAUAACUCUGACGAAUCUAAGUCUGCAGAAGAAAAUAAUAAACCGACCACAAUAAAGGAGUUGAGUGAUAAAUUUGCGGAGCAGACAAUCACGCCAGUAUUUCAAAAUGAGGAUAAAGAUGUUAUUUCCUAAAAACAAGUAAAUAAAUAAUCUCAAUAUAUUCACUUUCUCCUGGGCACGCUGGUCUUGAAAUUGUGAUCAUUUCAGUCUUACCUUUGAUACAACUGUCAACAAACAACUUUUAGAAAUGUAGCAUGUGUCAUUCUUUUUGUACACACUUCUUUUCGAAGUUAUUUUAUUGAUGUCACGU
Molecule: messenger RNA, 1145 nt
Organism: Hydractinia symbiolongicarpus
Lineage: Eukaryota; Metazoa; Cnidaria; Hydrozoa; Anthoathecata; Hydractiniidae
Product: kxDL motif-containing protein CG10681-like
Exons: 4
Coding region: 152-967 (271 amino acids)
Biological process (GO): lysosome localization
Cellular component (GO): BORC complex
Source: RefSeq, a predicted model, not a curated record